UUCGUCAAGCACGUGCGAAAACUGAGAACCUUGUCGCAUGCUCUCUCUCGCCGGUCGCUAGCAAACCUGUCCAAACAGGAAAUUGGUCUUAGCAGUUGGCAUGGGUUUGACAUUCCGAAUACAGGGUCUUCUUUCCCGGCAGAUCCAACGGAAAUUCAGAUUUCAGUUCAUAAUCCAAUCCAGAGUAGAGCAUACUUACCAUCUCGUUGUGCAGAAAUUACCCUUCUUUCUAGUCCCUUUUCGGGGUUAUCAACAUGAAAAGGACCUGAAUCUUGAUACAUCCACUUUAGAUUCAGAUGAAUGCCCUACUAUAAACAAUGCCGUUUUCAAAGUUCAGGACCUCCUCAAGGUUCGAGAAAUUAACCCAGAGGAUGAGAUUGACCGAACGCUUGAUCAGGCCGGCUUGUCGCUGAGUGAAGAUUUGGUUUUCAGUGUGCUUCGGCGGCAUCGUUCAGAUUGGAGACCGGCCUAUACGUUCUUUAGUUGGGUCUCUAGAGGUGGAAAUCGAGGUGGGUAUUUACCUGGGAGUGGUGCCUAUAAUGAAAUUCUCGACAUUUUGGGCAGAAUGAAGCGAUUUGAUGAACUGACCCAAGUGCUCGACGAAAUGUCAAAGAGAAAGGAGCUUUUCAAUGAGAGGACUUAUGGGAUUGUGCUGAAAAGAUAUGCCGCGGCUCACAAAGUGGAAGAAGCAACUCAGUUCUUCUACAAGAGGAAAGAGUUUGGUCUAAAGCUCGAUUUGAUUGCCUUUCAGACACUAUUGAUGUGUCUAUGUCGGUUUAAGCACGUUGAAGCUGCGGAAUUUUUAUUCCACUCCAGGCAGAAAGAGUUUCCACCGGAGAUAAAGACGAUGAACAUUAUUCUCAAUGGAUGGUGUGUUUCGGGUAGGUUGCAUGAAGCUAAGCGGUUUUGGAAUGAUAUCAUCACGUCUAAGAACUGCAAGCCUGAUCGUUUUACUUAUGGCAUUUUCAUAAAUUCGCUGACUAAGGCAGGAAAAUUGAGUACUGCUGUCAAGCUCUUCCAAGCCAUGUGGGAGAAGGGUUGUGAUCCGGAUGUGGCAAUCUGCAAUUGCAUCAUUGAUGGGCUAUGUUUCAAGAAACGGAUCCCUGAAGCCCUUAAAAUUUUCCAGGAAAUGAAUGAGAGUGAUUGCCUUCCUGAUGUUGCUACUUAUAAUUCACUAAUCAAACACCUAUGCAAGAUCAGACGGAUGGAAAAGGUUUAUGAGCUUCUGGAUGAGAUGGAACAGAAGGGUGGUAGCUGUUUGCCAAAUGCUAGGAGUUACGGUUACUUGUUGAGAUCCACAAGCAUGCCUGAGGAAGUCCCUCAGGUUUUGGAUAGGAUGAAAAAAAUUGGUUGCAAGAUGACCAGCGACAUCUACAAUUUGCUCUUGAGGUUGUAUAUGGAUUGGGAUCAUCAAGAAAGAGUAAGGUCUACUUGGUUUGAAAUGGAGAGAAACGGACUGGGACCUGAUCAACGAUCUUAUACUAUUAUGAUUCAUGGACUUUAUGCUAAAGGAAGAAUAGAUGAUGCAUUGUCUGUUUUCAAUGAAAUGAUAUCAAAGGGAAUGAUACCCGAGCCAAGAACCAAGUUAUUGGUGAAUGCUAUGAAUUUUAAGCUGAAGGAUAGAGAAAGAGGACGAAGUAGUAUGCAAGCAAUGAAUAACAGUAAGAGGGGAAAGAUGAAUAGCCAUGCCAGAUAGUGUGCUUUCCCACUAGAUCAGGGAAUAGUUGGUUAGAUACACCCAUGGGUCCAACUGUGAUUAAGCUGAUCAAGGAGUAGUGGCCAAUUUCAUUAAUAUACAGCUUGGGCAAGCUCUUGUGACCUGAGCAUUUCCAAAAGGCUCAAGCUUCACACCUUAUGUAUAGCUCAGUGAAUUGUUAAAUUAAACCUGUCCUUGCAACACUUUGAGCAGGAGGGCAUGAAUAAGUAAUUUCUUUCGCUAGCUUAAUCAUUUGAGUUCACCGAAACAGCACUUCGUUCGAUUGUGGAACUGAUGGGGAAAAAGAUAGGAUUAUUUUAGAUGAUAUUUUAGAUUAUAUUAUUAAUAUAUUUUGUUAUUUGUUUUAGAAUAUCUUUGUUUAUUUCUUUCCUAAUAGUUUUAGGGAGAUUAUAUUUCCAUUCUAGUUAGGAUACAAUUUGAUGUUUGAUAUGUUUCCUAAUUAGCUAGGAUCUCUAGUAUAUAUAAACCCCUUAGUUAGAAUAUCUGUAUUGUUAAGGAGACUUUUAAUAUUGACAUUCAAUUGGAGAAUUGGUUUUAGUUUC
Messenger RNA from Diospyros lotus (date-plum), 2259 nucleotides. RefSeq names its product putative pentatricopeptide repeat-containing protein At3g15200. Bases 101 to 1696 code for a protein of 531 amino acids. The record is from RefSeq and is a predicted model, not a curated record. Lineage: Eukaryota; Viridiplantae; Streptophyta; Magnoliopsida; Ericales; Ebenaceae. Gene Ontology annotation, molecular function: protein binding. The transcript has a single exon.